AUGGCUUUCACAAAAGUUGCAGUCAUCUUUUUCUUCUUGAUGGCAAUGGGUCUCUGUCACUACUCCUCCAUAGCCGAAGAUUCUUUCGAAAAUAAGAACUUAAUUACUAAUUCUGAUAAUACUCUCGAAGAUGCAUGCAACAACGAAAACCCUCACAUAGAGCAAGUGGUCCAAGAUCCCAAGACAUCCAUGGAAAAUGAUCAAAACUCUUCUGGUUGGGAGGAUGAUGAGAUUGAAGUCAACACAAAGUCAACAGAUCCAAGCACAAGCAAUGGAGCUUCUCAUCUUCAGGACCAAGUUUUCAGCACUUCUAAUGGCAAUGCAGUAGGACCUGAGAUGAUUAUCAUUCUUGCGCUUGUAACCGUCUUUGGUGGUCUCUAUUUCUUUGCUCCCUAUGUCCUUCUCGUAGCGACAAUUAACAUUCUGUUCUCCUCCAAGCUUCACUUCUAUAUGGAAGAACACAACACUGGAGUAAACUAUGGCAGGCAGAUAUGA
This is a messenger RNA of Prunus armeniaca (apricot), 495 nucleotides long. Lineage: Eukaryota; Viridiplantae; Streptophyta; Magnoliopsida; Rosales; Rosaceae. The record is from the annotation of a GenBank genome assembly.